Molecule: messenger RNA, 867 nt
Organism: Penicillium olsonii
Lineage: Eukaryota; Fungi; Ascomycota; Eurotiomycetes; Eurotiales; Aspergillaceae
Source: the annotation of a GenBank genome assembly
AUGAUUGGUUCGUGCACCCAGCUGUCCCUUCGGGCAUGUCGGCAGGGAUCCCAGGCAAUGUUGAAGAAUACACGUUUGCCCAUCCAGCCCAAGGUUCUCACAAGUGAGGUCCUCCAGCGGGGUGGUGCUCGCUGUGUUACAUUCUCAUCUCAGCUGAAGCUUAGCCAAACAUCAGGACUGAAGCGAAAUGAGUUGCAGACCGCCUUGAUUCCCCCAUCAUUUUUCACCCAGCGAAGAUGGACCAGCUCAAACUCGCCAGGCAACAAACCUCAGGAACAACCCGAGGAACCUAAGAAGAAGCCUAUUCUGUCGCGUAUUCCUCUGCCAACAUCCCAUGAGAACAUCUACACAGUUCCCAACAUUCUCACCUUCUCUAGACUUGUGGCUGCCCCGGCCGUGGGGUAUCUUCUGGUUAAUAACUAUCACACAGCCGCGCUAUCUCUGUUCGCCUAUGCCGGAAUUACCGAUCUGGUCGAUGGAUGGAUCGCCCGUCGAUGGAACCUGCAGACAGUUGUCGGAACGAUCAUUGAUCCCAUGGCUGACAAGCUGCUCAUGACGAUUGGUGUUGCAUGCCUCGCCGUCAACGGUUCUCUCCCUGUCUGGUUAGCUGUGAUCAUUCUCGGCCGGGAUGUCGGUCUUGCCAUGUCGGCCAUCUAUUACCGCUGGAUCUCCCUGCCCGAGCCGAAGACCAUGGCCCGGUACUGGGAUUUCUCGCUUCCCUCCGCGGAAGUCAAGCCCACCGAGAUUUCCAAGAUCAAUACGGCUCUGCAGCUAGUGUUGGUCGGCAGUGCGAUCGCGCUGCCUGUGGUACCUGAGGCGUUUGUGAGUGCUUGGCAUCUGAGCGAAGCCAUGACUGGAUUCCAGUAA